Myotis davidii is the source of this 1992-nucleotide messenger RNA. It is a transcript of the gene RNF207, whose product is annotated as ring finger protein 207. Gene Ontology annotation, biological process: regulation of cardiac muscle contraction; regulation of heart looping. Gene Ontology annotation, molecular function: transmembrane transporter binding; Hsp70 protein binding. The transcript is spliced from 14 exons. The record is from RefSeq and is a predicted model, not a curated record. Bases 1 to 1680 code for a protein of 559 amino acids. NCBI's taxonomy places the organism in Eukaryota, Metazoa, Chordata, Mammalia, Chiroptera, Vespertilionidae. Gene Ontology annotation, cellular component: perinuclear region of cytoplasm.
AUGGCGGCGGCGGAGGCAGAAAGGGAGCGGAGCGCACUGCGCAGACGCGAAGAGCCGCACCGCGCAGAGCACGUAGGGCCCAGGCCGUACCAAUCGCUCCGCCCCGCCCCCGGGUCAUCGCUGCACCCUGUCCUGUACCAUCGGGGCGCGAUUGCUUUCGCCUUCGAAGGCCUGGAGGAUGGACAGGGGCUGGGUGGGCUAUCUCACUGCGAAGGACACCAGACGGUGGUGAAAGGCCCCAGCGGGCUCCCCCCAGUGGACCAGCUGCUGCAGUUCCUCGUGGACAGCUCCGGGGACGCCCUGGGCCAGCGCCGCCGCGACGUGCUCCAGAAGUGCGCGCUGCACGCCGAGCCCUACCUCAUGUUCUCCACCGACAAGAAGUCGCUGCUGUGCAUCCGCUGCUUCCGGGACCUGCAGGGGUGGGUAGAGGGCGCGGGGGAGGAGGAGGCCCCCAUCCACUCCCUGUUCGGCAGCUUGCAGGACAAACUGGCGGAGAGGAAGGCGCUGCUGCUGCAGGCUGUGCAGAGCCAGUAUGAGGAGAAGGACAAGGCCUUCAAGGAGCAGCUCUCCCACCUGGCCACCCUGCUGCCCACCCUGCAGGUUCACCUGGUCAUCUGCUCCUCCUUCCUCAGCCUGGCCAGCAAGGCGGAGUUCCUGGACCUGGGCUAUGUGAGUCCCCAGCUCCUGCGGGGUCUUCCCCUCCAACACGGGGUCUCCCAGUCCACCACCGAGGGUUGGCAGCCUGUCACCUGGAGGCGGGAGCAGGGGUCUCUGGGCUUACCUUCCCCUCUUCCACACCAUCAUCUACAGGCUGGGACGAAGGGAGGGCCUGCCUUCCCACCCUCCCACUCUCCCGCCCCCCAUCUGCAUCCGCACUGGUUCUCUCCCAGGUUGGCAGGGGUCUCAGGCCCCAAGGUGCUGGGGCCCAGCUGCCCUUCCCCGGUGGGGAAGAUGUUGGGGUCACCGGUCCAGAAGCCCACACUGCACCGGUCCAUCGGCACCAAGGUGCUGCUGGCGGAGGGCGAGGACACGCCCUUCGCGGAGCACUGCCGCCACUAUGAGGACUCCUACCGGCACCUGCAGGCGGAGAUGCAGAGCCUGAAGGACCAGGUCCAGGAGUUGCACCGGGACCUCACCAAGCACCACUCGCUCAUCAAGGCCGAGAUCAUGGCAGACAUUCUCCGCAAGGCCCUGCAGGUGGACGCGCAGAUCGGCUCGGAGUACGCCUCCGUGGAGGGGAUGAGAGCAGCCUUCCAGGAGAUGUGGGAGGAGUCCUACCAGCGGGUGGCUGACGAGCAGGAGAUUUAUGAAGCCCAGCUCCAUGACCUCCUCCAGCUGAAGCAGGAGAAUGCCUGCCUGACCACCAUCACCAAGCAGAUCACACCCUACGUCCGCUCGAUCGCCAAGGUGAAGGAGCGGCUGGAACCCAGGUUCCAGGCGCCCGUGGACGAGGAGUCAGAGCAGCUCCAAGACCUGGGUGACGACAGCACGAAGGACGAGGCCCAGGCCAGGAGUGACCCAGCGUGUGGGGCGGACAAGAGGGAGACCUCGGAGCCCAGAGGAAACAGCCGGACCCAGCAGAGCCUCGCGGAAGAGCCUCCCCUGCAGAGCAAAGAUCCUCAUGGACCCAAAGCGAGAAACGGGGGCGAUGUCCCCCCACGGAGGGAGCGCCCCACCUAGCAGAUGGGGCUGGUCCCGGGCGUGGGCCUGUCACCAGCAAGCCCGGGCCUGUAAGAAAAGCACGCUCCCCCAUAACAUUCACAGGGUGAAGGGGGGUUGCUUAUCAGCAGUAAAACCCAGACACGCUCACAGGUCAUUUCAGGCUCUGGCUGGGGCCUAGCUUUGCUUUCCCUGCAUUCACGUAGCACAAAGUCUGGGUUCUCAUCAUGGCGACAGGGGACGAGUCCUAGGCCACAUGGUUGGUCAGUGAGGGACCAUCCAGCCCAGCGGGUGUGGCUCAGUGGUUGAGCAUCAACCUAUGAACCAGGUCAC